CUGUGUAGUGUUUUUGUGGUUUAGUUUUUUUCUCCAUUUCUUUCGUUGGUCACAACAAAUUAUAAAAAUUAAAUAAAUUUAUCACUGCACACAAUUUUUAAAUCUAACGAUAUUCAAGUGAAAUUGUAAGGCUUCAAUAUGAAUUACGGUCGUAAAACUCCAUCAACUUAUCGUUCCAAUCCAUCUGUGUAUUCACACACCACUGGGAGAUCAUCAACAAAUCUACAUUCCAUAAAGUCCCGUUCAACACGUUCCGUGCGUAUACCUUGGUAUCAACGACCCAUAUUGCAGAAUAAUCAGUAUAUUGACAUACAAAAGAGUUCCAUGCUUAUUGGGCUCUUUGCCAUAUUUUUAGCUUUAUUUACCAUUGGCACCUCAAUAUUUGAUAUUUAUUCUUUGGCUAUGGCUGCGCCAGGCUCAACGCAUUAUGGCUACUAUAUAAUAUCGUAUGAAUUCGUUUAUGUUGGCAAUAAACAUGUGCGUAACAUGCUAAUCGUAUUUGCUUUAUUUUCGUUAAUACUGGGCUUUAUAGUAUUAUUUACUAGUAUUUUACUUGUGAUUGCUUUAAGAAAAGAAUAUGAACGUAAAGUGAUGCCUUGGCUUUGGUCCUUUGCAGUGUUUACCAUUUGGCGGAGUUUAGCAUUAAUAUUCUUUGCCAUCGUAAAUGAUUUGUAUUUUGUUUAUAACGUUAUGAUGGUAUUCCUUUGGAGCCUCUUUCUCAUUAUAUCAAUAUAUGGUUGGUGUGUUGUGUACUCUUUGUUCUUAGAGUUGACAAAUUUGACUAAAUUAGAGGAUUUGGCACAUUUAAGGAUGGGCACAAUGGCUUCGUUACAUGCUUCUGCUGCUAAUUCAUUAGCAGGUUCCCGUCCAACUACACCUCAUAGCACUGUCUCUACUAUGCCAGUGGGUUAAAUUCGAAAACAAAAAAAAUUAUUUCAAAAUAUGUCAGUAGUAUAUAUCUCAAAGUCAAAGUUAGAUCAAAAAGAAUAUUAAACAAAGGAAGCAUCAUCAACAAAAUAAUGUAUACCAAUUAUAAGUUAUAGGUUAUUUAAUUUUAAUAUUGUAUAUGCUCUCCGUGAAAAGAAUCAGAAAUAUUUAUGCAUUCCAUUAUUUUCUCAUUCAAAAAUUAUACACAAAACAAAAUUUAACAUAAACAAUAAGUUAUUUAU
Teleopsis dalmanni is the source of this 1169-nucleotide messenger RNA. RefSeq lists its product as uncharacterized. Lineage: Eukaryota; Metazoa; Arthropoda; Insecta; Diptera; Diopsidae. The record is from RefSeq and is a predicted model, not a curated record.